Messenger RNA from Malassezia sympodialis ATCC 42132, 636 nucleotides. It is a transcript of the gene SEC72, whose product is annotated as Sec63 complex subunit SEC72. NCBI's taxonomy places the organism in Eukaryota, Fungi, Basidiomycota, Malasseziomycetes, Malasseziales, Malasseziaceae. The record is from RefSeq and is a predicted model, not a curated record. Gene Ontology annotation, molecular function: Hsp90 protein binding.
AUGUCGGAUGACGCACGUCCUGCGCCGACAGCGGCCCAUGAGAAGGUCACAGAUAAUGAGGAGCAUCCGAUUCUCGUUGCGGUGGACCAGAACCAGACAUUUGAGUUUGCAGUCGAUGAAAAAGAGUGUGCAGUGUACACGGAUGAGCACGACGUGUCCCUGCUGAAUAUGAUUGCAAGCUGGAUGAAGAAUCUUCCGCCGCAGGCGCCAUUCCCGCCGCCCCCUCAUAUUGUGCAGAAGCCGCUGAGCGAUAUGGUUAAGCAGGCCAAAGACCGAGGGAAUGAGGCAUACAAAAAAAAGGACUAUGUAUCAGCGAUCAAGCACUACACGAUGGGUCUCGCCAUGGCGUCUAGCCGGCCGAUGUGGGAGGCUAGCGGAAUUGUGGCUGAGGAGCUGUCGGUCGUGCUGGCCAACCGCAGUGCCGCCUUUCUCGCGGCGGAGGCCUACAUCGAGGCACUCUGCGACGCCGACGCCGUCACCAAGAUCAAUCGGGUGUGGGGCAAGGGCCACUUCCGCAAAGGCAAGGCGCUCGCAGCGCUGCAGCGCUACGACGAAGCUCGCGCUGCCUUCGAUUUGGGGCACCAAUUCGAGCCGGACAAUGAAGACUUUGUCAAGGCAAUUGCGGAGCUUCCAUAG